ACCGGCUUAAGAGCAAUAAAAGAACAGUUGUUUUAUAUUGGAUGUGGUUAAUAAUGCCAUCUGAUAACGGUUUACAAAUAAAAAGAAUGACCAGUGUGUUUGCCAUGCAGGAGAUAUGCUGCGAAGCCGAGCAAAGCGUGUUUCAAAGACAGUCAAAGAAUUGGAUGCAUUUCCUAAAGUUCCUGAGUCUUAUGUUGAGACAUCACCAGUGGGAGGAACAUUUUCUGUGGUGACAUGUUGCCUCAUUAUGUGGUUGCUAUAUGCAGAGGUUUCCUACUACCUGCAAGCAAACUUCAAGUUUAGAUUCCUUCCUGAUACAGACUUUGAUGCCAAACUUAAGAUUAAUAUAGACCUCACUGUUGCUAUGCCUUGUCAUGCAAUUGGAGCAGAUAUCUUGGACUCAACUGGUCAGAAUGUUCUGCAGUUUGGCAUCUUGGAGCAGGAAGACACAUGGUUUGAGUUGUCUCCGCAACAGCGGCUAUAUUUUGAUGGAAUGCGCCAGGUCAACUCAUAUCUUCGUGAGGAGUUUCACGCUAUUCAAGAACUUCUGUGGAGGUCCGGCCAGUCUACCCUUUUUGGAGACAUGCCUAGGAGAUCUGUAGCACCAUCAACACCAUCAGAUUCCUGUCGUAUAUUUGGUUCCCUUAUUCUUAACAAGGUAGCAGGAAAUUUCCACAUCACAGCAGGCCAUUCAUUGUCUCUUCCUAGGGGUCAUAUUCACAUAUCUGCCUUCAUGUCUGAAUCAGACUACAAUUUCACUCAUCGUAUCAACAGGUUCUCAUUUGGAGAUCCCAGUCCUGGUAUUGUACACCCUCUGGAGGGGGAUGAAAAAAUUACUGAUCAGAAUGCCAUCCUGUUCCAGUAUUUUGUGGAUGUUGUACCAACAGAAGUGAACACAUUUAUGAGUCGGCUCAGUACUUAUCAGUAUUCAGUGAAGGAUCAUGAACGUCCCAUUGACCAUCACAGAGGAUCUCAUGGUAUACCAGGAAUAUUCUUCAAGUAUGACAUGAGUGCCCUCAAAGUUCAUGUUACGCAGGAAAGAGACUCUCCAAUCCAGUUCAUUGUCAGACUGUCUGCCACCAUAGCGGGAAUUUGUGUAAUAUCAGGUUUUAUCAAUAGUUUUGUGCAGAUAGUGAUCAAUAUUCUGAAGUGUAAGUACAUUAAAAAACCUCAGCAUCGUAUUGUGACAGAGAAGCUGCUUGUCACUGCUGAUCUGCCAGCACACACUACUCCAGCUUCUCUGUUACAGCAUAGCGAACCCUCGACAAAUGUUCAGCCACUAGAUUUAACAGUCGCUUCAGUACAAAAGUCUCCAGAUAUUAUAACAAGUCAUAAUAUUUUGAACACCUGACAUUUUGCUGUAGGUGCAUUUAAUUAUAGCAUAAACAAGAUAAUACAGUGGAAGCAAAAUCUGAUUACUGCGGGAUGAUGCAAGCGAGUUCAUCGUACACUCUAUAAGAAAAACUCAGAAAAUAAUAUGCAGACAUUUUUAAAAGAAAACAAUGAAACUGAAUUUGUAUUUUGAGUUCAUUGCCAUGAGAAGCAUCAAUAUCCUAUCCUCAGCCACUGUAGAAGCUGCCAUGUGGGUCCGCUGAGUUGCGCGCGCAGUUUCACUGGCUUGCCCCCAAAUUUAAAUCAGAUGUUUGUGGGAUGACAUGUGGAAAACUUCUCAUUCCAGGGUUAUGUCUAGUGGAGCUGUAUUUUGGCAUUUUCACUUCAUUUUUUGCUGUAAUCCAUCUUGGAUAAAGGAUAGAUGUAGGUAUUCUGAAACACAAAAAUAUGUCUGUAAAAUUAUCAUUCUUAUUUUUAUUGUGAUUUCAAGGUGAUAUAGUCAUGUAGAAUUGCCACCUUUUUACUUUAUUCUGUUUCUAAAAUUAUUUACUAGUUUUAGGGAAGGAGAAAAUAUAAAUUUAAUUCAGUAACAUGGUUGAUGAACUUAUGUGGUCUUCCUGCCUAGAAUCUGUGAUUUCCCACCUGUUUUCUUGCACACGUGCACACACACACACACACACACAUAUAUGUAUAUAUAUAUAUAAUUAUAGCACCACUAAUAUAAAAAUUGUAAAAAAAUCAUUUGCAGAUAGAACAUAGAAAAUUUCAAACAAGAAAUCUUAACACAAGCAUAAUGUAAAUCAUUUAUGUUUGUGUUAUGAUUUCCAGGUAUUUCCUGUUUGAAAUUUUAUCUGUUCUAUCUGCAAAUGAUUUUUAGCAUUUUUAUAUUAGUGGUAGCAAUUGGGAUCAAACCAGGAACUCUUUGAAUACUUGUCUCAUAUGCUGUUGAUCUGGUGGUUUACAUAAGAGGUUGGUAUUUGAAUGGUUUAGGUGCUAACACUAGAUGGUUGAGGAGGGGUUAAUGUAACAUUUUGUUUUACACCAAUUUAAGUUGGUAUUGAAUCCACAGUCCUUUGGAUACUAUCCUCAUAUCCUAACCUCAAAAUUCAUCUUUUUCAUAUGGUGCUGGGGUUUAGCCUGACAGCUAAUACUCAUUUAAAACUACAAAUAUGUGUGUAUAAUGAUAAGUAGUCAGUUUGAAAUACUAUUUACUUCUAUUUGACUAUGUUAGAAUGUGGUACAUUUAUUAACUUUUAUUAUGUUCUGUUACAAUGAAAAGGACAAAGGACAAGAUAAUGGAAGGUACUUAAUUUAUAUCAGUUUCCUGUAACUGCUACAAAGUAUUGUACCUCCUUAAUUGUUACCUCUUAAGUGGGUUAUCUUGACAACCUCUCUCUUCCAACAAACUCUUCACAUUUUCCCCAUUAUUUGCUGUAAAAUGAUUGCAUAGAAUUGCAGAGCUGACCAAUUUUGUUGUUUCCAUUUUUCAUUAACUAAUGUUUAGAAAUUUUAUCGUGAAUAUGUUGAUAUUCCAGUUAUAACUAUAAUCGUGAAGUUUGUUUUAUAACUGAAUGUCUUAUUUGUAAGUUUACAAAGUGUUCAGUGUUUGUGUUGCGUUUGAUCAAAUUGUGGAUUUCUUUUGCACAAUGUUUCUCUUUUAUGUUAUGGGAAAAUUCUGAGUGUCCAGAUAUAUAAUCAAUUGAUAGUUAAUGCAAAUACAAUAGACAGAGGGAAUGUUUUUGAGAAGGAGGUGCUAAAUAUUCUUAUGAAAUUUUAUAAAUGACAUGUUGGCAAUUGUAUAUUUUUAUGCACUAGUUUCAAGCGUACUGUAACUGUAAGUAAUGCUACAGGAUUGUAGAAUGCUUUUGUUCAUGGUUAGAAUUUGGGCAAGGGAAGGUUUGAAGACACUAGUUACCUUCUUUCUAAAUGCCAUAGGUUAGGUUAGGUAAAAAAUAAAAUCAUUUCUUUGCAUGCCAUUGUUAAGAUGGAUAAACCUACAUUAUGAUACUUGAUAAAGUAAGAAAUUUUUUAACUUACUUUGAGAAAUAAUAUAAUCAAAGAAACCUUUGAAAAUAUACAAGUGUCCUAAAAAUAAGUUCAAAGAACAGAAGUUUCCAACAUUUGGUCAGAUCAACUCACUCAUUAGAAAAUCCCAGUCUGUUGGACUUGUAAGUUUGUGAAUAACACAUACGUACUUUGUAUGAAUAGGAAUGGUGUACUGAAUUAAGUUAUAUGUAAAAUUCAGCUCUGUAUAUCAGUCCCAUGAUGGAUCUCAGAUUAUCAGAGAACAUUUUCUGUGAAGAUGGACAAACUAAUAAUUUACUGAUCGCUUAAUAAUUUUGUGUGAUUACAUCAAGAUUUUAUUAGUUUAACUUCAAGACCAUCUGGUGAUACUUCAGUAGAAAUGUUGCAUAUAAUUUUUUAAAAUAACCAUGACUGAGUUUCAUUGGCAACUCCAUCUCCCAGGCCUGAACUCAGGCUAAUCAUGAGAUUUUCAAGGUUUUCCUCUAAUCUUCCAUUGAAUACCAAAAUAACUUAAUUUGUCGUCUUAUUUAUCAGCCUGUAUUUUUAUUUGAUGCUAUGGUACUGUGUUUAGAACUCCACUAAUAACUAUCAUUAAUAAUUGUUAAUAAACAAUAUAUUAGCUUCUUCA
Molecule: messenger RNA, 3985 nt
Organism: Zootermopsis nevadensis
Lineage: Eukaryota; Metazoa; Arthropoda; Insecta; Blattodea; Termopsidae
Product: endoplasmic reticulum-Golgi intermediate compartment protein 2
Biological process (GO): retrograde vesicle-mediated transport, Golgi to endoplasmic reticulum; endoplasmic reticulum to Golgi vesicle-mediated transport
Cellular component (GO): COPII-coated ER to Golgi transport vesicle; membrane; endoplasmic reticulum
Source: RefSeq, a predicted model, not a curated record